AUGCUAUCACACAGACUUGUUACUUUGACUAGAGCCAGCGCCCUUCGCCAACAGGUUAGAAACCUUUCCAUUCAUGAGUUCAGAUCUGCUGAACUUUUGAGGCAGUAUGGGAUCGGUACUCCACAAGGUAAGGCUGCUACUACUGCCACGGAGGCCUACAACAUCGCAAGAGAAUUAGAUGUAGCUAACCGCGAUUUGGUGGUUAAGGCACAAGCUCUAACCGGUGGUAGAGGUAAGGGUCACUUUGAUAACGGUUUGCAGAGCGGUAUCCAUAUGGUUUCUAGUGCCGAGGAAGCACAAGCGAUCGCCACAAAAAUGUUGGGCCAUAAGUUGAUUACCAAACAAUCCGGUGCUAGCGGUAAGCCAGUCAGUGCUGCCUACAUUGUUGAAAGGGUGGACGCUAAGCACGAAGCCUACCUCUCUAUUUUGAUGGACAGACAAACGAAGAAGCCUUUGAUUAUCUGUUCCAGCGAGGGUGGUAUGAACAUUGAGGAGGUUGCUGAGAAGAACCCAGAUGCCAUCAAGAAGUUCUACGUGGAUGCAACCGGCGGUCUUCCUGCUUCCACUGCUGCAGAAAUUGCCAAGAGUUUGGGAUUCAGCCAGGAAGCUGAAGCCGACGCUGCUGACGCUGUCACUAAACUAUACAAGAUCUUCAAGGAGCGCGAUGCCACUCAGAUCGAAAUUAACCCUCUAAGUGAAGUCACUGGCCAGGACACCAAGGUUAUGUGCAUGGACGCCAAAUUUGGAUUUGACGACAAUGCCAGCUACAGACAAAAGGAUGUCUACCAAUGGAGAGACCUGUCUCAAGAAGACCCAGAUGAGGUCAUCGCCAAGAACUCUGACCUCAACUUCGUCAAGUUAAAGGGUAACAUCGGUUGUUUGGUUAACGGUGCAGGUCUAGCUAUGGCCACCAUGGACGUCAUCAAGCUCUACGGUGGUGACCCAGCUAACUUCUUGGACUGCGGUGGUGGUGCUACCCCUGAAACUAUCGAGACCGCAUUCAAGCUUAUCUUAUCCAACCAAAACGUUAAGGCCAUUUUCGUCAACAUUUUCGGUGGUAUCGUCCGUUGUGACUACGUCGCCCAAGGUCUAGUUGCUGCAACCAAGAACCUAGACGUCCAAGUCCCAAUUGUUGCUCGUCUACAAGGUACCAACCUAGACGAGGGCCGCAGAAUCAUCCAGAACUCCGGUCUAAAGAUCUACGGUUUCGACGAGUUGGACCCUGCCGCUGAAAAGGUCGUCAGUCUUGCAGGCUAA
This is a messenger RNA of Eremothecium sinecaudum, 1257 nucleotides long. It is a transcript of the gene LSC2, whose product is annotated as succinate--CoA ligase (GDP-forming) subunit beta. Bases 1 to 1257 code for a protein of 418 amino acids. The record is from RefSeq and is a predicted model, not a curated record. Gene Ontology annotation, molecular function: succinate-CoA ligase (ADP-forming) activity; ATP binding; metal ion binding. Gene Ontology annotation, biological process: succinyl-CoA metabolic process; tricarboxylic acid cycle. The transcript has a single exon. Lineage: Eukaryota; Fungi; Ascomycota; Saccharomycetes; Saccharomycetales; Saccharomycetaceae. Gene Ontology annotation, cellular component: mitochondrion; succinate-CoA ligase complex.